Paramecium tetraurelia is the source of this 1087-nucleotide messenger RNA. RefSeq lists its product as uncharacterized. The record is from RefSeq and is a predicted model, not a curated record. The transcript is spliced from 3 exons. Lineage: Eukaryota; Ciliophora; Oligohymenophorea; Peniculida; Parameciidae.
AUGAAUGAACAAUAGGCAGACACCAAUACAACCAUCACCUAAGAAACAGACAAAGUAAACCCAAAAGUCUUGAUUUAAUAAUCAGUUCAAAAAUUCAAUGAAAUCAGUUUCAAAAAUGAAAAUAGAGAUAAUCAAAACAAUCUAACUAAUACAACUGAAGUUAAUUAUAUAGUGGAUGAUCAAGAUGAGAAAAAGGAAAAUCUCAAUCAUAUAAGUGAUCAGGAGGAUCAAAAUGAAGAGAGAAGGAGAAGAAAUCAAGAUGAUAAUGCCAAUCCAACUUUUAAAAAAACUAAAUCAUUGAAAACAUUGAUCACUUAAAAUGAGAGUGAAUAACAAAUCCAAGAACCCAUAAAAGAGUAGAAUAGCAAAAAGUAACUGAAAGUGGCAUUUCAAGAACCUGAAUUUGAGAAGGAAGAGUAGGAGUAAACAGAGUAAAGACCUCAUAGAACUGAUUAUAAAGGCAUCUUAUAUCAUUUGACUAAACAUAAAAGAAUCUUCUUAAGUAAAAAGACUAAACCAUCAAAUCUGGUAUUUAUAAAAAAGAUGAUUUCUAAUUAUAAUAAAAGUUAUCAAAGUCAUGACAGAAUCAAAUUAAUUCAGAAUAAUGAUGGUAGUUACUGCUUAUUUAAAAUGAAUGUAUCAAAGUUCAUUAAGAAAUCUGAUUCAAGAGAAGAGUCUUCAAGUGAACCUGAUGAUAAUGAACAAUCAGUUGUGUAAUAGGGGAGAUCGCUUAUGACUUUAUCUAACCUUCCAUUCAGUGAAAGAAGAGAUUAAUCAGAUGGGGAUUCUGUGAGAUUCAGAAAUGAUGUCAAUAGCGAUGAAGAGGAAAUUGAAAAUGAGAAUGAAAAUGAAAAUUCUGUGGAAGCAUCUAGUUCUGAUGAAGAGGAGGGUAAUCUGGAGAAAGUUAAAUUGAAAAUGAAUGACGAUGAGGAAGAUUACAUUGAACUAUAAAAGAUUAUUGAGGAAGAUGAACAAAUCAAUGAGUAAGAUGAAAUCAUGGAAACUCCAUUAUAAGUUUAAUUACUUGAUUAAUAAGAUUAUUAAGAUCAAUCCCCUUGAUAUUAUACAACUUACUUAUAUCAUUAUU